AUGAAGCUCGCCAUUGUUUUGUCGUUUGUCUCGCUGGCUCUCGCCUCGGUGCUCGACCGUCGGGAAUGCGCCGGCAACAACUGCAACCGUGCCAUAUCCGGUACUCGCCCGGGCAUCUCUCCGGCCAGCGUCCGGUCUGCCGAUUGCAAGAGCUUCCUGCUGACAGUUGUCACCCCGUCGCCGACCACUACCACUGUCACGGUUGACGAAGCCGGCGCCACGCCCCUCAAGCGCGACCUCAUUCUCGAGGCCCGCCAGGUCACCCAGACGGCCAGCGUGGUGCCCACAUACGCCUCUGCCUGCUCCUCUCCCGCCGCCUACGCCUCGGCCUGUUCGUGCUUCGGCGUCACUGGCUCCGUCUCCACAGCGCCCACGCCAACCGUCACUGUCACCACCACUCUGGACUUUUGCGUCGACCUUUGA
This is a messenger RNA of Lasiosphaeria miniovina, 423 nucleotides long. RefSeq lists its product as uncharacterized. The record is from RefSeq and is a predicted model, not a curated record. NCBI's taxonomy places the organism in Eukaryota, Fungi, Ascomycota, Sordariomycetes, Sordariales, Lasiosphaeriaceae. Bases 1 to 423 code for a protein of 140 amino acids. The transcript is spliced from 2 exons.